Messenger RNA from Ceraceosorus bombacis, 898 nucleotides. The record is from the annotation of a GenBank genome assembly. NCBI's taxonomy places the organism in Eukaryota, Fungi, Basidiomycota, Exobasidiomycetes, Ceraceosorales, Ceraceosoraceae.
UGUGCUGUCGAGGCGCCGGUCCCAAAGAUCGGCGAGGCCCUCGCGGCCGUGCCUCAUCAAAAAAUCCGCAAGCGGCAGAGGGUCCUUCCUGAUCGACCAAGAGGUGAGGAAAUUGUGCGAUCAGCAGAAGAGCAAAGGCGCGAGCGGCAAGGUGAUGGCUGAUGACUAGCCAGCCGACUUGCUUGCGACCGCAGCGACACCUCGCUCGCUCGCUCCGUCUUGCUAUGCUUGGCUCCUACGCCUUGCGACUCUUCGCAACGCCGUGGCGACAUUUCCCCUCUGCAAGGCACUUGGGAAGUGAGGUGAAGCACAUCACGAUUCAUGCUCAGCAGUUACGUCGCGCGCGUCACGAAAGCUCUAUUCUAGGCUCACACGGGCGCACGCGCUCGGCGCAACUCCACAACCGAGCUCAAACGACUACUGCUGCACUACUGCCGCUGUGAAGCCCGUUUAGUCCAAUGAUGAUGGGCAGCGGGCUCUCUGCUAGGGAGAACAGAGGACUUGCUGAUGAGGUGCAAAUGCGCUGUGAGCUGCAGCACGCGCAAAGAGCUAGCGACAUCUUUAGCUCGCCGAUUGGAGCGCGCGAAGUGCUGCUGCUGAUGAUUUGUACCGCACAGCCUCCAGCAGCGCAUAGAGGACGUACAGUAGUAGUAGCGUACCGCGCAUGGGAAACUUUCAUUCCGCGCUGCGCGUCCGGUCCAACACUCACGCACGACUCUCAACUUUACGACUUUCUGAUCGUGCCACCGCGCCACGCAUCCACGUUCACAACACGAGAAAUGGCAAUGGCGGAUCGUGCUGCAAGGAAGAUCAGCAAGAGAGCACGCCUUUAGCGAGUAGGGGCUAUGCAAUGGUUCGAAUAAUGGCAUCUACGCAUCCAGAAAGGGGUCGGCUGGGG